GGCAUGGUGGGGUGUCGGGGGCCGCAGGCAUAGCGCUCUCGCCCUGGCCAUGGAGCGGCCGGCGCCCGGCGAGGUGCUCAUGAGCCAAGCCAUCCAGCCGGCGCACGCCACUGCCCGCGGCGAGCUGAGCGCGGGGCAGCUGCUCAAGUGGAUCGACACCACCGCCUGCCUGGCGGCUGAGAAACAUGCUGGAGUUUCCUGCGUUACAGCCUCAGUGGAUGACAUACAGUUUGAGGAGACAGCUAGAGUUGGACAAGUUAUAACCAUCAAAGCAAAAGUUACUAGAGCAUUCAGCACAAGCAUGGAGAUCGGUAUCAAGGUCAUGGUACAGGAUAUGCUCACUGGCAUUGAGAAGCUUAUUAGUGUGGCUUUCUCCACAUUUGUAGCCAAACCAGUUGGAAAAGAAAAGAUUCAUUUAAAACCAGUCACACUUCUAACUGAACAAGAUCAUGUGGAACAUAAUCUGGCUGCUGAGAGAAGGAAAGUUCGAUUACAACAUGAAGAUACCUUUAACAAUUUAAUGAAGGAAAGUAGCAAAUUUGAUGAUCUCAUUUUUGAUGAAGAGGAAGGAGCGGUUUCUACAAGGGGCACCUCCGUUCAGAGCAUUGAACUGGUCCUCCCACCCCAUGCCAACCAUCACGGAAAUACAUUUGGUGGCCAGAUUAUGGCUUGGAUGGAGACAGUGGCUACUAUUUCUGCAAGCCGCCUGUGUUGGGCUCAUCCCUUUCUGAAGUCCGUAGAUAUGUUUAAGUUCCGGGGACCAUCUACAGUUGGAGAUCGUCUUGUCUUCACUGCCAUUGUCAACAAUACAUUUCAGACCUGUGUUGAAGUUGGAGUUCGCGUGGAGGCCUUUGACUGUCAGGAAUGGGCCGAGGGCCGAGGGCGUCACAUCAACAGUGCUUUUCUCAUUUACAAUGCUGCUGAUGAUAAGGAAAAUCUCAUCACGUUUCCCAGAAUCCAACCCAUUUCAAAGGAUGAUUUUAGACGCUAUCGGGGAGCUAUUGCACGCAAGAGAAUUCGCCUAGGCAGAAAAUAUGUUAUUUCCCACAAAGAAGAGAUUCCACUUUGCAUACACUGGGAUAUCAGCAAGCAGGCAUCCCUGAGUGACAGCAAUGUGGAGGCCCUCAAAAAACUGGCAGCCAAAAGGGGUUGGGAGGUUACCAGCACUGUGGAAAAGAUAAAAAUAUAUACUCUGGAAGAGCAUGAUGUUUUAUCUGUUUGGGUUGAAAAGCACGUGGGAAGUCCAGCACAUUUGGCUUAUCAUCUCUUGUCUGACUUUACAAAGCGACCUUUGUGGGACCCCCAUUUUGUGUCCUGUGAAGUCAUAGACUGGGUGAGUGAAGACGAUCAGCUGUAUCACAUCACCUGUCCUAUACUGAAUGAUGACAAACCCAAAGACUUGGUAGUACUCGUAUCACGAAGAAAACCCCUCAAAGAUGGUAACACUUACACAGUGGCAGUGAAGUCGGUCAUUUUGCCAUCGGUCCCCCCGUCUCCACAGUACAUCAGAAGUGAAAUCAUAUGUGCCGGAUUUCUCAUCCAUGCUAUUGACAGCAAUUCAUGCAUCGUAUCUUACUUUAACCAUAUGUCUGCAAGCAUCCUUCCUUACUUUGCUGGAAAUCUUGGUGGCUGGUCGAAAUCCAUUGAAGAAACAGCAGCCUCUUGUAUACAGUUCUUAGAGAAUCCUCCUGAUAAUGGGUUUGUAAGCACAUUUUAAAGGUCAACUUUCAAUUACUGGUAAUUUAAUUUCCAACUUUUAAUUCCAAGCACCCUUAGCCCUGACAUCUGUCAAGCUUUGGGGCCACAGAAUAAUUUAAUAUAACCCUAAGCAAAAUGCAGUGACGAAGUUAAAAAACAAAAUGCAUCGUAAGUCAAAUACCAGUGAUUUGGAUUAGCAUUAAAAGAGCUUUAGAAUUCUGUUCUAAGUCAUCUGUGGCUCUGCCUCUUCCAGGGGCACAGAUAGUGGAAAAUUGCCUGUAUGCAAUACUAUGUGUUCUAUAAAAUGGCAUGAAUUGAGUUUAAAUUAUCAUAAACAUUUUUAGGUUAAGGAGGUGAAACAUGCAUUCUGUGUGAAAUUCCAAAAAAAAAAAUUAUAAAAUCUAAAAUGAUUUGCUAA
Molecule: messenger RNA, 2116 nt
Organism: Pan troglodytes (chimpanzee)
Lineage: Eukaryota; Metazoa; Chordata; Mammalia; Primates; Hominidae
Gene: ACOT12
Product: acyl-CoA thioesterase 12
Exons: 15
Coding region: 50-1717 (555 amino acids)
Biological process (GO): acetyl-CoA metabolic process
Cellular component (GO): cytosol; cytoplasm
Molecular function (GO): lipid binding; acetyl-CoA hydrolase activity
Source: RefSeq, a predicted model, not a curated record